This is a messenger RNA of Diaporthe citri, 1995 nucleotides long. RefSeq lists its product as uncharacterized. NCBI's taxonomy places the organism in Eukaryota, Fungi, Ascomycota, Sordariomycetes, Diaporthales, Diaporthaceae. Gene Ontology annotation, molecular function: GTPase activity; RNA binding; GTP binding. The record is from RefSeq and is a predicted model, not a curated record. Bases 1 to 1995 code for a protein of 664 amino acids. Gene Ontology annotation, cellular component: nucleolus. The transcript has 3 exons. Gene Ontology annotation, biological process: ribosomal large subunit biogenesis.
AUGCCGCCCAAUAAGACCCAGACUCAGUGGAAGGACAUUCCCCCCGUGCCGUCAUCAUCACAAUUCCUCGACAUCGUCCUCUCGAGAACUCAACGCCGACUGCCCACUCAGAUUCGCGCGGGCUUCAAGAUUUCGCGAAUUCGGGGGUUCUACACGAGAAAGGUCAAAUUCACCCAGGAGACGUUUUCUGAAAAGAUCGGCGCCGUGCUCGAGGCGUUCCCACGCAUUAAUGAGGUUCAUCCGUUCCACAAGGAUCUCUUGCAUACUCUCUACGAUGCCGACCACUUCCGGAUCGCCCUCGGCCAGCUGUCGACCGCGAAGCACCUGAUCGAGUCCAUCAGCCGUGACUAUGUGCGCCUCCUCAAGUACGCACAGUCACUGUUCCAGUGCAAGCAGCUCAAGAGGGCCGCUCUUGGUCGCAUGGCCACCAUUAUCAAGCGUCUCAACAACCCCCUCAAGUACUUGGACGAGGUCCGACAACAUCUUGGCCGUCUGCCCUCGAUAGACCCGAACACUCGAACCCUCGUCAUUUGCGGCUAUCCCAAUGUCGGCAAGAGUAGUUUCCUGCGCUCGAUUUCUCGCGCCGAUGUCGACGUCCAGCCGUACGCCUUCACAACAAAGUCCCUGUUUGCCGGUCAUUUUGACUACAAGUACCUUCGUUUCCAAGCCGUUGAUACCCCCGGAGUCCUGGAUCACCCCCUUGAGGAGAUGACUACAAUUGAAAUGCAAUCCAUCACUGCAAUCGCUCACUUGCGGGCUGCGAUACUGUACUUCAUGGACCUCUCAGAGCAGUGCGGCUACACUGUCAAGGCACAGUGUGCGCUUUUCAAGAGUAUCAAACCCCUCUUCGCCAACAAGAUCUGCUUCAUCGUGGUCAACAAGAUCGACGUGACCCGACCAGAAGACCUGGAUGCCGAGACCCAGGCUGAACUGCAGUCUCUGCUGAAGUCUGGAGAGGUCGAGAUGGUGCAGGCGAGCUGCAACACACAAGAAGGUGUCCAGGCUGUGAAGAACGCGGCUUGUGAGAAGCUGAUCGCGGAGCGAGUGGCGUCGAAACUGAAGGCUGGCCAGACAAGCAGUGGUGCUGCCGGCAGCCGGUUGACAGAGAUCAUGACCAGAAUCCACGUGGCCCAGCCCAUGGAGGGUUCCAAGCCUCUGGAGACAUUCAUUCCUGAGGGCAUCAAGGGCUUGAAGAAGUACGACAAGAAUGACCCCGAGAGGCGGCAACUCGCACGAGACAUCGAAGAGGAGAAUGGCGGCGCUGGUGUCUUCUCGGUGGAUCUGCGGAAAGACUACCUCCUCAAGAACCCAGAGUGGAAAUACGACAAGAUGCCCGAGGUCGUCGAUGGAAAGAAUGUGUUCGACUUCAUUGACCCAGACAUUGAGGCCAAGCUGGCUGCCCUCGAGGAGGAGGAAGAGCGCCUGCAGAAUGAGGGUUACUACGACUCGGAGGAGGAGAUGGACGAUGACGAGGAGGAGGAGAUCUUGGAGAAGGCCCAGCUCAUCCGCGAGAAGCAGGCCCUCAUCCGCAAUGAGGCCAGGAUGCGCAAGUCCCUCAAGAACCGCGCCAUAAUACCCCGAAGCAAGACCAAGAAGCCGCUGUCGCAGCUCGCAGACCACCUGGACCAGCUGGGUAUCGAUGCGACGGAGGUCGAGGCCCGGGGCAGGGCGAUGGCGCCCGACUCGCGCGGCCGGUCUCUUACGAGGAGCCGUGCCGGCACGGAGGUCUCGGAUGCCAUGGAUGUUGACAAGACCCCACGGGAACGCCUGAGGUCCAAGAGCAGGGCGCGCAGCCAGGCUCCUGCGACGGACAGGUUACACGACGGUAUCACCGACGAAACGGUGCGCACAAAGGCCGAGAGGACGGCCAAGGUCGCGCAGAGGAAGAUGAACAGGAUGGCGAGACAGGGUGAGGCUGAUAGGCACACUCCUGCGUCUAUGCCGAAGCAUUUGUUUGCUGGUAAGCGUGGUAUGGGCAAGAACCAGCGCCGUUGA